CAGCUGCAACAAUAGUUGAGAAAGCCCAGGAAUUAGUCCUCGGAUACCCCCUUAUCCUAAAGGCUCCACACACAGUAGCCCUCCUCUUCCAAAAAAUACUCAACAUUUUUCUCAUCAGAGAAUAAACAAAUAGAAAACCACACUUUUAAUGGCUACAAACCUGGUCAUAGAGAGAUGCAAUACCCUGAAUCCAGCUACUCUAUUAUCUCUACCCAGCGACGGGGAACCAGACUCCCACGAUUGCCUUCAAGUUACAGCAUUUUCAGACAAACCCGGGGCAGAUCUUAGUGACUUACCCUUAGACAACCCUGACUUGAUUUUUUUUGUAGAUGGCUCUUCAAAAUUAGUCAAUGGAGUUAGAAGAACGGGUUAUGCAGUAGUAACUCCAUUUAAAGUACUUGAAGCUGAACCACUGCCUGGGCAGUUGAGCUCGCAGGUGGCUGAACUUACUGCCCUUACACGAGCUUGUCAAUUAGCAUCGGGCCACUCUGUAAAUAUUUGGACUGAUUCUAAGUAUGCCUUUGGAAUCUGUCAUGCCACUGGACAAUUGUGGAAACAGAGAGGAUUUAUGACAGCUUCUGGAACUAAAAUAUCAAAUGCUAAACAAGUCAAUGAUCUCCUACAAGCUAUAAUGUUGCCAAAAGCCAUAGCUGUAAUGCAUUGCCCAGCCCAUACCAAAAUGGGAGAUCAAGUCUCAAAAGGCAAUGCCCUGGCUGAUGCUGCAGCUCAAACAACAGCCCUACAGCCACUAUCCGCCCUAGCCUUCCAAACUCAAAUUCCUCAGUCAAAGGCAUAUUUGGGAAUAUUGCUAGAGCCAAAAAUGUACAAGUCUGCACCACCUUUAGAACAACAGAGAUGGAAAGUGGCAGGAGCCACCUGUGAAAAAGAUGGAAUAUGGCAAUUGUCAGAUGAAAGGAUAGCGCUACCUAAAGCAGCCCUUAGACCUUAUCUGCAACAACUCCAUCAAAACGAGCAUUUAGGUUGUGAAAAACUUGCCACUAUCACUAACAGGCUGUUCUACGCACCCGGAGUCUACCAGGAAGCAAAAAGGCUUUUAGAACGCUGCAGUAUAUGCAAAAGUUUAAUAUCAAAGGAGAAAAAUCAGGACCCCCUGGAGCCCGCCCCUGGGCUUAUACUCCCUUUGAAAGACUACAAAUAGAUUUUGCUGAUAUGCCUAAAGACAAUGGGUACAAAAACCUCCUAGUAAUUGUUGACCAACUCACGGGGUGGGUAGAAGCCUUCCCCACCAGAAGAGCUACAGCACAACAAGUAGUAAAAAUACUCUUUAAUGAAAUUAUACCCAGGUUUGGUCCUCCACGUAUCAUUGAAAGCAAUCAAGGAUUACAUUUUACUGCUGACUUAAACAAAACACUGGCCAGCUGCCUAGGAAUAAAAUAAAAAUUCCAUACCCCUUGGCACCCAGAAAGCUCAGGACAAGUAGAGAGAAUGAAUCAGACCCUGAAACAAAAAACUGGAAAGCUAUGUGCUGAGAGCGGGUUAAAAUGGACUAAGAUUCUCCCACUGGCCCUUAUGUCCAUCAGAACGACCCCUAGGAGAAAACUAAAGCUCAGCCCUUACGAGCUGCUGUUUGGACACCCUGUUCCCCAACAUUUCCCCUUACUACCGGCUCACACUUCUUCUCUUUUAGGCGAUGAAGGACUCACCUCUUAUAUUUUAUCUCUACAGUCUCAGUUAAAAUCUCUCCAUAGGUAUGCUGCUUUAAGCCAACCCCUCCCUGCCGGUGUCCCAGCACAUCGCAUCCAGCCUGGAGACUGGGUGUAUGUAAAAACAUGGAAACGGUCUCCUCUUGAACCUAAGUGGCAAGGACCAUAUCGAGUCCUCCUCACCUCCCACACCGCCGUAAAAGUAGCAGAAAAGGACAACUGGAUUCAUUAUACUCGUACAAAGAAGACAGAAGUUUCACCAGAGCUCAGGAUCGGCUCCAACACGAGCUUCCCUGACCUGGAAAAGGGGAAGCCAGAAGAAGACGACUGCGGACUUCGCGGGAGCACCGCACGCCCACCUGACUGCGACAAGGAAGAGGCAAAGAAACAAACAAGAAACCCUGAACCUAAGAAUUCAUCUCUCUGACCCAGCUGCCCUUGAAUGGGUCUUUACACUGAGGUGCUGCUCUGUAACCGCUGUGCCACACGUGGAUGGAAGCGGACCUGAUGGGGAACUGAACCAGCCCGAUGCUUGGGAAUGGGGCAGGCACUUAAGCAGCUCUCAUUGGCUGUUUGAUAAACCAAUCGGAUUGCAUGGACUCCCUCCUGCCCAGUGCACAGGCUAAGACCCGCGCGCCGAAGAACUAGGAUGAAAGGACAGACUGGAGCUCCCAGGGGGGCAGGAAGACACUGCCCGGGUUUUAGCCUAAUUCAGCCAGAGCCCCCGAGCCCCGGGCACCUCCUUCCUCUGGAGCUGGCAGCAGGAUCCACCCCCGUGCCUCUGACGGCCCCACUUCAACUCCCAUUUCCUCAGUCUUUCCCUGACACGAUGCCCACCACAGGCAUUGCCAUAGCAAUAGGAUUACACGUCAAAUGCAGGGUGCCUGUUCCGCUUUCAGGCCCCAGAGGGUUGGCGAUGAGAGCUUACAAAGCAAUGACAAGUUAUAUAUGCACAGGAGUGUAUUUGAUCAACCAUAUGCCUGUACCACUACUAGACGUGGCUGGGGGUCUUUUUCGGGAUUCACCUAAAACUAAUUCAGUGCAAGUCGUGACCUCGGCUUGCAAGAUUUCAACUCGAAGCAACCCAAUCGUUAACUAUGCAGGAUGAAAGCAUGUUUGUCCUGUGUCUUCCUUGCUGUCACGAAGAGUGGGAUUACUCUGUCGUAGGCACUGGCCAUGCAUAGGGGACAUAGCCCCUGAGCAUGGCCAUGCACCCCCUGCUAAAAGGUGCUGUCGACAUUGCCAGUGGCACCUGUGGGCAAUUGCCACUUGCCAGCCCCCACCUCGCUGCCGACACCGCCAGCAGUAUCUGUGGGCGGUCCAUGAUCACUGCUGGCUACCGCCGACACUGCCAGUGCUGUCUGCGGGUGGUUGCCAACCGCUAGCCACCCCCUACCGCCGGCAGUGCC
This is a messenger RNA of Alligator mississippiensis (American alligator), 3073 nucleotides long. RefSeq lists its product as uncharacterized. Gene Ontology annotation, biological process: DNA replication, removal of RNA primer. The coding region runs from base 149 to 1159 and encodes 336 amino acids. The record is from RefSeq and is a predicted model, not a curated record. Gene Ontology annotation, molecular function: RNA-DNA hybrid ribonuclease activity; nucleic acid binding. Lineage: Eukaryota; Metazoa; Chordata; Crocodylia; Alligatoridae. The transcript has 2 exons.